AUGAGAUAUUGCAAAGUCACCAUUCAGCUCUCGGAUAUCUCGGCCAGAGUGUACAACAGCCUUUAUUCUCUGCAGUCCUUGAACGAUAUGGAUCAAUUGAGGAUGUCAAAGGCCCUGGAGUUGUGUGAAGAGUUGAAGGGCAUCAAACGCGAGCGAGAGAGCAUAAAGGACCAUUUCCUUCAGAAUAUUGAGGAAAUCUACGGGGAUAAAAUGUCCCAGGUCAUAUACUUGGCCGAUGAAUUACAGUACCUGUUGAUUCUAACACUUGUUCAUCGUGCGGUUCCACCACCGGCUGGCUCAACGACAGCAUUUUCUGAUGCGUGUCAACUCUGCUAG
Messenger RNA from Clonostachys rhizophaga, 336 nucleotides. The record is from the annotation of a GenBank genome assembly. Lineage: Eukaryota; Fungi; Ascomycota; Sordariomycetes; Hypocreales; Bionectriaceae.